Molecule: messenger RNA, 4857 nt
Organism: Mycena indigotica
Lineage: Eukaryota; Fungi; Basidiomycota; Agaricomycetes; Agaricales; Mycenaceae
Product: Mip1
Exons: 12
Coding region: 1-4857 (1618 amino acids)
Biological process (GO): TOR signaling; cellular response to amino acid stimulus; positive regulation of cell growth
Cellular component (GO): TORC1 complex; cytoplasm
Molecular function (GO): protein binding; protein-macromolecule adaptor activity
Source: RefSeq, a predicted model, not a curated record
AUGUCGCAGAGGAAACGGCCAACUUUCAUUGCUGGGAGUACACAUGAGGACUUUCGAGAUGAUUCGAGUGAGCGAGAAGAGGAAGGGGAUGAUGAGCCUGAAUACGACGCACGCAAUGGCCUUCUCAUGAACGGGACCCACUUUUCCGACGAAAACCCCCAUGAAUCAGAAACAUCUUCGCCGCAGGCUCCUUAUUGGUCGACAAAGCGCCAUACUAGUUGCGGCAACCCAACUCCACCACCAUCCUGGUCAACCAAACCGAUUCCAUGGCGGGGCUCAUCGACAAAGCUAAAAACUGCUAAUGCCGCUCUGGUUCUGUGUCUCAACAUCGACGUGGAUCCCCCAGACACGGUCAAAACAAAUCCUUGCGCAGUGCUUGAGGCCUGGGUUGACCCUCACACGAUGCCUUCUCAGAAGGCAAUGGAAGCCAUCGCGACAAACCUCAAACUUCAGUUCGAGGGUUUAAGCCUCAAAAUCAUGUAUAAGCCCAUCCAAGACCCUUCAUACGACGACCUUUGGCGUGCCUGCCAAACACUGAGGAAGAACGCCAAAGACGAUGCGGUCUUGUUCCAUUACAACGGUCAUGGAGUACCAAAGCCGACAGAAAGCGGAGAAUUGUGGUGUUUCAACCGGGGCUACACUCAAUAUAUCCCCGUUUCGUUGUCAGAAAUCCAGGAGUGGCUUCGUUCGCCUACCAUUUACAUUUGGGACUGUUCGGGCGCUGGUCAUCUGCUUAGUAACUUCAAUAUCCUUGCAGAGAAACGCGAUAUGGACGAUAAUAUGCGCCAUGGUGGUCCUAUGCACGGCUCACAGCCUUUUAUGGCUUCCCUUCAACUCGCUGCUUGUGCGGCCCACGAACAACUGCCGACUUCUCCUGAACUUCCUGCCGAUCUCUUCACUUCUUGUCUAACCUCACCCAUCGACAUUGCUCUUCGAUACUAUAUCAUGCACCACCAACUACCGAACAACAUCACCGCAGACAUGGUUAUGCAUCUCCCAGGAGACCUGAAGGACCGCAAGACGCCGCUGGGCGAGCUUAAUUGGAUUUUCACAGCGAUUACUGACACCAUUGCCUGGACGACGUUCUCACGAGAUGUCUUUACGCGAUUAUACCGCUGCGACCUCUUAAUCGCCUCCUUGUUCCGCAAUUUCCUGCUUGCCGAGCGUAUCAUGAAAAACUACCACUGUACACCUCACACUCAUCCCCCACUUCCUCCAACCAACACGCAUCCUUUGUGGGCAACCUGGGACUUGGCGGUCGACGCCUGUCUUCGUCAACUACCCAAUUUAAUUUCUACACCAGCUGACUCAGGUCCUGUUGAUCCAGGCACCACAUUGCGUCCGGGGCGGAUUGGUCAAGGCCAUCCUGCGAGGGCGGGCUACAACUAUGUUCCUAGCCGCUUUUUCGCAGACCAGUUGACUGCAUUUGAGGUGUGGAUUUCUCGUGGCGGUGCCGCUUUGACGAAACGAGGUCCAAUGUCACUUCCCGCAUCGAGCGAGCAAUUCCAUGGGUCGGGAGACAGUCUUAACGCCUUGUCGGAAACCGAGCCCGUCAAAGAAUCACACCUUGUCCCUCGUAAACCUCCAGAUCAGCUUCCUAUCGUACUUCAAGUGCUGUUAUGUCAACCACAUCGACUACGUGCCCUUAUUCUGCUAUCGCAGUUCGUCGAUCUGGGUCCAUGGGCUGUGAAUUUAGUACUUUCGAUCGGCAUUUUCCCAUACAUCAGCAAGCUUCUCCAAGCCGCCGGCCCUGACCUCCGACCUGUGCUUAUAUUCAUAUGGGCGCGAAUCCUUGCUGUGGAUCCUUCUGUGCAAACGGAUCUGAUCAAUAAUAACGGUUAUCGCUAUUUUGCGUCGAUUUUAGGGGCACGUGACGACCAGACGGCAUUGCCCAACUCGUCAGAGCACAAGGCCAUGUGUGCUUUUAUUCUAGCGUCAGCUUCUCGCGACUACCCGCCGGGCCAGGAAGCUUGCUUUCACGCGCGCGUGUUUGAGCACUGUUACGAGAAAUUAGACGACCCGGACUAUCUUUUGCGACAGUGGACCGCCUUGUGUAUAGCCCAAAUGUGGGAUGGCCAUGAUGAAAACAAGAAAUUUGGAGUGGAUAACGGCGCCCACGAACGAUUCGUCCAACUCUUGUCAGACGACUCGGUGGAAGUUCGUUGCGCUGCAUUGUACGCGUUAGGGACAUUCAUGGGUGCAACGGGGGCGUUAGCUUCGAAGAAGAAAACAGGUGGUGGGGGCAGUGGUGCAGUAGCCCUCGAAUCCCGAACGGACCACUUCAAACUUGAGGUUUCUAUCGUCACUGGGGCCAUGCUCGCGAUUCGGGAUGACGCUAGUCCCAUGUGUCGAAAGGAAAUGGUGGUCUUGCUGAGUUGUCUCGUCAAAGAGUAUCGCGGGCAUUUCGUGGUGUGUGCUUGGCUAUAUUGGGAAGAAGACAGGAGGUGGAGGGAUGGGCAUGUGGAUGACGAUGACAUAAGCAUCACCGACCAGGCUAUCGCAGAAUGGCUGGAUAGCUUCCCUGCCGAAGAAAGUCAGGCUCAACGGGUCUAUCUUUCCUCAUUCUUCACCAUGUUCAUCACAUUGCUCGAUCUGUCUGUCGACCCUUACCCGGAAGUGGCUACCAACGCGCAAACGGUGCUUGACUACAUUAUGGCUCUUCUGAUUGAGUCGCCCUUCGCUCGUCUUUCUUCCUCUUCCCUGCUGGAUCGGCCCCUCACUCCAGAUAAUGCAACCAGUACCACCUCUUCUCGUACGCGAGUUGGAUCACAAGCAUCUUUCGUCUCUCUUUCGCCUUCUUUUGCACCGACUGCAGCGGCUCCCUCUCCUGUAGUGCGGCCAGCCCUCUCGCGAACGGAGACGAUGACCAGCACCAUCUCUCAUGGGGUAUCAAACACCAUUCGACGAACUUCGUCAUUUGCCAACGUCAUCAAAUCCUUUGCAAAUGGUAUUGCGUUCCCCACAGCAACGGAGGAAGGCCAUCAUCAAGCUCAUCAUCCCCACCAUGCAUCUAUUUCAGAGCCGGUAGCUCGACAAGACUUCAAUAAACCCACUGCAUCUCGGCCACCGUCCCCUCAUCUGAACCUCGCAAGAUACGCUUCACCAUAUACACCAGAUGCACUGAUUGACGAGGAGAGUCACCAUUUACACUAUACCCCGAAACGCGACGCAACUUACCACCCUCAACCGCAAGCGGCAGCUCCUGUAGACUUUUUAGCUUCAAAUGUAAUUGAGGCUCUUACCGCAGAGGACAUGGAACGACUACGCGCAAGGAGGCUGGCUGGACUCGGUGGACGAAGAAGCCAUCAUCGGGGUGGACCAUCAGCCAGCCCAAGCAGCAGUAUGUCGUCAAUGGAUUCAAAUGGAAGCGUCAUCUUGGGCCUUGGAACUGGUAUCGGGAUGGCGGAUGUGCUACCGUUGAGAAGCACGUUCUUCGAUUGGUGUUGCGAAUACUUCACAGAGCCACAAAUGCGGCAAGCUGAAGCGGAUGAGCCAGGCAGCAUCCAAUAUAACUACCAGAUCUGGCGGCAACAGCGCAACGAGAAAGUGCUUGAGGAGACCGCGAAACAGGUCGAAAAUUUCGAAAUGCGUUCAUGGGAUCGGCCAGUUGCGACCCUACAAGUUCAUGGUUACCCUUUGACGAUGGCUUUCCACUCCUUCGACAAACACCUGUUCAUCGCCAACGAAGCUGACAUCGUCAGUGUUUGGGAUUGGUCGCAAAAGCGGCGAUUGAGCUGGUUCCAUAACGGGAACACCGCUGGGACGAGUGUUACCUCUCUAGAAAUCAUCAACCAAGAUGUAGGUGGUAUCAUUCUAACAGGCGCCUCGGAUGGCAUCGUUCGGCUUUACAGGAAUUACGACCCCUCUGUUGACCAGGGGCCUAUCCAGAUGGUUAGCGCGUUCCGAGGCUUGACCGAGAUUGUCAACAUCAACUCGGGUGGUGCUGGCGUCGUGAUGGACUGGAAGCAGUCCACAGGGCUUCUGCUUGUUGGCGGCGACUCACGCAUCGUUAAGGUGUGGGAUGCUCAAACGGAAACGCCUAUACUUGAUCUCGAGACAAACUCGGAGAGUCCGGUUACCGGACUCGUCUCAGAUGCGGGCGCCUCAUCACAGACUUUUGUGGCCAGUUUUGGCAACGGCGAAGUGAAGCUGUUUGACCGACGGUUAGAAGAGGAAAAUGCGGUUGUCGCGCAUUUCCUUGGCCACGAGUCUUGGGUGCAAAAUGUCAGGUUGCACCCAACGAUGCAGUCGCAAUUUGUCACGGCAAGCCUGGAUGGAAAGGUGAAACUCUGGGAUUAUCGUGGCAAGCCAGAACACAUCGCUGCCCUCAAUGUCAAUUCAUUGGCAAGUUGGGACGUGCACCACGAUGGAAUUGCCGCAUUCGAUGUCCAUCCGACAGCUGGGGUUUUUGCUGCUUCCAGUGCGAUUAAUGCUCGAAGUUGGAGGAGUCAGCGCGUCACAGUACAGUCCUUGGACAUGGAUUUUGUCUCUGCGAGCACUACAAGCGUGUCUAGUGGACUCGGCUUCCCGCCAUCAAGGACAUUCCCGUCGCCGUUUAUACCAAGACUGAGCUCUCUCAAGUUUCAUCCCUUGGAGUUGUUAUAUGGCGUUGGCGGGCCGGAUGGGACGGCAAGCGAAUCGCCAUUUGUGGAAGCCGGCCGUGCCGAUACUCUCCCAUUCCCAGCCUCACUUCCUUCUUGGUAUCUUUCCUCCUUGGUAUUCCCCACCAAAUACCUGAAGAGCUUCAAUCAAACAUUCCACAUUCUUCAAAUUUCCUGGGCCAGGAGAUUUUAUGCGUCAACUUGGCGUCAACCAAAUGAGUCAAUGAAGGUUUCUCGGAACUUUGGACUUGCUUGA